This is a messenger RNA of Cryptococcus wingfieldii CBS 7118, 1116 nucleotides long. Its product is annotated as poly(3-hydroxybutyrate) depolymerase. The coding region runs from base 1 to 1116 and encodes 371 amino acids. Gene Ontology annotation, molecular function: feruloyl esterase activity. The transcript is spliced from 3 exons. The record is from RefSeq and is a predicted model, not a curated record. Gene Ontology annotation, cellular component: extracellular region. Lineage: Eukaryota; Fungi; Basidiomycota; Tremellomycetes; Tremellales; Cryptococcaceae.
AUGAAGCUUCUCCAAGCUUUCGUAGUCUUGAGCUUUUUCGGCACCCCCAUCAUCGUUGGGGCAGCACCCUCCAAGACGCUCUUUCUCCCCCGCGAUCCCAACCCUGCGCCCGCAGCCACCCAAGAGAUCGCACAAGAUCUCGACAGUGACGAGGCCUUCAUCGGUACCGGCACCUGGAAAGAUCCCCUCCUUGCUCCUCGCACCGCCGCCACCGAUGGCAACUCGCACGUCGUGAAGCGAACCGAUAAUCCACCCACGGGCAGCUUCAACAUCACCCUUCCAAGCGAGAGGGAGUUUUUGUUGAACGUGCCGGGGGGUUACAAGCACGGAGAGAAACAUCCGCUGGUCUUUAGCUUCCAUGGCGCGAAUGGUAACAAGGUCACUCAAGAGCUCAUCACCGGCCUCUCCGACCCCAGUCUUCGAAUCGACAACAAGCCUUUCCUAGCCGUCUAUGGACAAGGUAUCGCCAACACAACCGCAGACAAGACGGCCGCUUGGCUGGGAGCUCCUUACGCCAACACCACCAUUGCCUUUGUGUACGACAUCAUCGCCAACAUCACCUCCACCUACAAUAUCGACCCCUCCCGUAUCUACGCCUCCGGCAAAUCCAAUGGCGGUGGCUUUGCUGCCCUCCUCGCUUGUCGGAACGACACUUCCUCCAUCUUCGCUGCCUUUGCCCCCGUUUCUCCCGCACUCUAUGAAGGCACGAUGGCGUUUCACGGAUGCCAGACCGACCGGGGUGUUCACAUCUUGCAUUCGCACGGGGUCGAAGACCAGACUUGUCCUUUCGCAGGAAAGACCCCCGAAGACGGCGGUAGUGGCCCCGAAGAAGACGUGCGUCUCUGGCGCCGACAGUGGGCACUCCGGAACGGCUGUGUUGGGGAUUACCCGGGGCAGUACCCUGUGCCAAAGGUGAAACAAGUCUAUGAUGGUGUCUGGGAAGAGGUUUGGGAUUGUCCGAAAGGGGAGGUGAGGGCGCUGAGUGUGGAGGGGCUGGGCCAUUCGUGGCCGACGACAGAGGGGCUGGACUUGUCGGGCGCGCCGAAUCAGACUGCUAUUUUCAACUUGACGAGUCCGAUUUUGGUCAACUUUUUCUCCGAGCAUAAACUUCCUUGA